Actinia tenebrosa (Australian red waratah sea anemone) is the source of this 2464-nucleotide messenger RNA. RefSeq names its product hsc70-interacting protein. NCBI's taxonomy places the organism in Eukaryota, Metazoa, Cnidaria, Anthozoa, Actiniaria, Actiniidae. Gene Ontology annotation, molecular function: protein dimerization activity; Hsp70 protein binding. The record is from RefSeq and is a predicted model, not a curated record.
CAAGAAAAAUAUAUAGUCCGAAUUGGCAGUUUGGUGUAUAUAGAACAUGAACGUAUUACCAAAUCUUUACUCGUGCGCCUAACUAAUAGUCGAGUGUUAGUGUUGGUACUUGUCAAGAUAUUAAAUCCAUCCUUCGUGGAUUUGAAUCGUUUUUAUACAAAAUAGCAAGCAUAAGCAUGGACCCAAAGCAGCGUAGCAUGUUGGAGAGUUUUGUACAACUCUGUAAGCACAACCCAGCUGUUUUACACUCGAAGGAAUUGUCGUUUUUCCGAGAAUGGAUUGAAAGUAUGGGAGCAAAGAUUCCUCCAGCUCCUGAAUCAACAACAGAUAAACCAUCCCAGCCGGAAGAAGAAAGAGAUGAAGAAAUGAAAGAAGAGGCAAAGAAGGAACCAGAGCCAGAGCAAGAGCCAGAAGAAAUGGAAAGUGAAGAAAGCGAGGAAAGUGAUCUUGACAUUGAUAAAGAAGGAUGUGUUGAACCAGACACAGAUGAACCACAGUCAAUGGGCGAUCCAUCUCUCAUGGUAACAGAUGAAAUGAGAGAACAAGCUAAUGAACUGAGAAAUCAAGGAAUGGCUGCCAUGAGUGAAGGAAACUUGGAAGAUGCCAUAAAACUUUUCACUGAAGGAAUCCUGAAAAAUCCUAAAUCUGCUCCUUUGUUUUUCAAGAGAGCAAGUUGUUAUGUUAAAUUAAAGAAGCCAAAUGCUGCCAUAAGAGACAGUACAAGAGCUAUUGAGAUUAACCCAGAUUCUGCACAGCCCUUCAAGUGGAGAGGACGAGCACAUGAGCUGCUUGGUAACUGGGAAGAAUCUGCACGGGAUCUACAAUCAGCUGCAAAACUAGAUUUUGAUGAACAAGUUGAUGAAUGGCUCCACCAAGUAGGACCAAAGGCAAACAAGAUUGCUGAACAUAAGAGAAAAUAUGAAAGAAAAAGAAAGGAAAGGGAAGAAAGAAAACAGAAAGAAAAACUAGAAAGAGCUCAAGCAGCUAGAGAGAAAGUACGAAAGGAGCAAGCAGAAAAAGAAAAAAGAACAUCUGGAAAGACAAGAGGUGAAAUGCCUGGGGGAUUCCCUGGAGGUUUCCCUGGUGGAAUGCCAGGGGGAUUCCCUGGGGGAAUGCCUGGGGGUUUCCCUGGAGGGAUGGCUGGAGGAAUGCCAGGCGGAUUCCCAGGUGGAUUCCCUGGAGGGAUGCCUGGAGGAAUGCCAGGGGGAUUCCCUGGUGGAAUGCCACAAGGAGCACCUAAUCUCACUGAACUUCUUCAGGACCCAGAGAUAAUGGCGGCAUUCCAGGACCAAGAAGUGAUGGCCGCCUUCCAAGAUGUGAGUCAAAAUCCACAGAACAUCAGCAAAUACCAGAACAACCCCAAAGUCAAGAAAGUCAUAGAUAAACUCUCCGCAAAGUUUGGAAGUGCUGGAGCUGGAGCUGGAGCUGGAGCAGGAGCAGGAGCAGGAGCAGGAGCAGGAGCUGGAGCUGGAGCUGGAGCAGGAGCUGGAGCUGGAGCUGGAGCUGGAGCGAGUGGAGGACCACCCCCUUCUGCCAGUGCUGGUGGUGUAUUUGAUGUUCCUGACAUUGAUUAAAGACCAUGUACAACUUACUCCAUCAGAAUAGUCACUAGAUAGGUUAUUUGGAAAUUUAAAAGGUGUACAAAUGUAAUGUUAUAGGAAUAGUAGUUUCAUUCCCUCUUGUCUUAAGUCAGCAUUUGCUACAUUUAAAUCUCUCAAAGCGGGAGUCCUGUGUUUUUUAGAGAGAGAGGACUGAUAUUUCUACACUUUCUAUUUCGAAAAAGCCCCUGCUUGGGUUCCCCGUGGAGGGACUUCAUCUUUAUAAUAAUUCCAGUAGUUUUUGUAUUUAGUAACAGUACCAUAUGGUAUUCACUGUAGUCUUGAAAGUACUCCACAGUCUUGUUAUAUCCAUGCAUAAAUAUCAAGAUAGUUUACCUCGUAUCAAGAGUACAGCUAGAAAGUUCUUUUUUGAAGAAAGCAUAAAAGGAAAAAAGGACUUUGUUAUUCCUAAAUUCUCAUCCCUGCAACCCCUUUCUAGUGAUGUCUUUCUCCCAUCUGUUUUAAGCUUUGGCCUUCAAAUCAUGAUCAGGUGUAGAUGUUAGAAGCACAUUGACAUAUUGUUAUAGCGUUGUUAGCAUUAUAUAUGCAUGUAGCCAAUACUCUAUUUUACUGUUCCGUUCAGUGACCACAAAUAAUACUUUCAUGUCCAGGUUGGAGUUUCUUCACAUUAUAGCAAAACUACAGUUUAUCAUGCGCGGCAACUCCUGGCUUGGCUUGGGACUAUUAUUUGUGGUCACUGAACAUAACUGUAAAAUGGAGUAUUAGCCUGUGUAGUGGGCCUUCAUUACCUGGUUUCUGGCUAUCCUCUCCACUUCCGAGAGUGUAACAAAUGAAUAAUGAUGAUUAGUGGCUGUGUUGUUAAGCUGUUAAUUAGAUUUGUGAAAAAUAAAGAUGUUAUUAGCUGA